UUUUCAAGAGCAGACGGAGAAGAACGUGGUGCAAGUGGUUGGCAUGGGCUCAGUGGAGACUUUGACAGGCUCCCUGACGUCGUCUUCGUCCUCACAUGAACACAAUAAUAAUUAUGACGAGCAUACCCGCUUCGAGUUCUCCUUCACCAUGAAUGACGACAACCGAAAGAUGAUGCGAGAAAUCAGCGACAUCGAGGUCCUCCGGGAGGGCGACUCCUUCGCCAAGAUACAUAGAGAAGAACUCUUCGAGGAUACCGAACUCGUUGUGCCUUCAUCCCGGAGACCACACCAGAAGUCGUUGGUAGAGUUGGCCGGCGAGGUCCUCGCCAAGACCGAGCCUAUCUUGGCCGAGGCCAAGGGCAACCUUGAAGACUUGUCUAGUCGUAUAUCGAGUUCCUACUCCUCCUCCAGUCCUGUACAGGAUGAAUUUAUCACUAGUCACACCUUUUCCCAACCAUCAACACCUACGAAAUCGAGAUCGACGCUACCCCCCACUUCUACUCUCUUGGGCUUGUCAUGCGAAGAACUUCCCCGAUUAGAUAGCUCCCUUCCUAGUCCAGGUGGAAAGAGUGUUCAUUCACUCUCGUCCCUCUCACCCAAUCGAAGCUUCCUACAAAGAGCGUGGCUGCACACUCUUAGCCGAACCAAAAAGACCAAGAAACGCUCCCUUAAUGCGGCCUUUGAUGCCUUGCCACCCAAAGCCCCCAUUGCAUCCACACCAAACUCCAGAAGCAAACUCAGGAGCCAGAACAGGUCCGAAUUGGCUUUGCUGGAGCCGAUCCCUGCUCCGACCUCUUUACCGCAGAAGACGCCUUUGAUCCCACGCUCGAAUUCGGCGGGCGAGUCGAUCCCGCAUCGCUUGGACAACACUUCCCAGGACUUCAGGGAUGAUGAUGAGCAUGACAUCGAUGUCGAAGACGACUACUUGAACUCCUCUCAUCAGGUGUCUCAUGUGGCCACCUCGGACCUUCGCAAAAUUGAGCUCCAGGACAAGCUCAAGUCCGCUUCAGAGGUCGGAUUCUCAUGUGCGUUGCAGGAGGACGAAAGUGCCAAUGAGAUGGAAGUGAAACGAAUCCCGGAGCCCAUCUUCCAUCACCCUCAGAAUCUGCCGCCCACUUACGCCACACUUAGACAUGCGAAAAAUUCAACUGGUGGGAAUCCCCACUCACAGGGCUACUUCACUUUGGACCCUCGGAGACAGGGUUCCAAGCAUUAUAAGAAGUCCAUGAGGGACAAGUCUUUGCUCUAUGGGAUCAAACAGUACAAUCUGGAACCCAAGAGAGGUAUCGAAUACCUGUUGAAUGCCGGAUUCUUACCUGAAAACGACGCCAAGAGUGUCGCGCAGUUCCUAUUCCGAGAGGGUCGGUUAUCUAAACGGCAAAUCGGGAAAUAUAUCGGUGGUCAUGAAGAGUUCAACCGAGAGGUCCUUCACCAAUUCGUCCGAUGUCACGAGUUUACCCACCUCAAUCCUGUCCAAGCCCUCCGUCAAUUCCUGUGGAGCUUCAGACUCCCUGGUGAAGCUAUGCAGAUUGAUCGGCUCAUGGUUUCAUUUGCAAAUCGGUACUGUGAGCAAAACCCUAAGCUCUUCCAGAAUGUGGACACGUGUUACAUUCUGUCGUUCUCCAUCAUCAUGUUGAACACCGCUCUGCACAACCCCAACGUCAAGCCAAAGAUUACCAUAGAACAAUUCAUUAAACAGAACAAAGGCAUUGAUAGUGGGAGAGAUCUGGCGCCCGAUGUCCUGGAGCAAAUCUACAGAAGCAUCAAGGAGGAGCCCUUUAAAAUCCCCAACGAGACCUACGACGAUCUAAUGUACACUUUCUUCAGUCCUGAACGAGAAGGUUGGCUAAUGAAACAAGGCGGAAGCUGGAAGAAUUGGAAACGGCGAUGGUUCGUUCUCAGCGACCGUUGUCUUUACUAUUUCCAACAUACUGCCGAGAAUGUUCCCAAGGGAAUCAUCCCAUUAGAAAAUGUCAAGGUCCGAUUGAUGGACAACGUGGAUAGCAAGUCCUUCUGUUUUGAAUUGUACUCCGAGUGCACCUCUGUUGUCAAAGGCUGUAAGACCGACAACAAAGGCAAUGUUGUCCAAGGCAAGCAUAAGUCCUACAGAAUGUCAGCCAGUUCAGAAGAGGAACGGUCGGAUUGGGUCAAGGCCAUCAAAGGCUCCGCCAUCAACAAUGAGUUUGAAUUCACUAUUGCGGGCAAGAAGGCUGCUUUGCGACGAAUGAAGCAGAACCCUCUGUCCUUGCCGAACACGCCUCAGAAGCAAACUCCUGCUAAGCUUGGGCAAGGCCGGACGCCGGCUUUGAAGUCGAGUACGCCCCGGAAACUCCAUAUGGACGAUUCGACCACGCCCAUCCGAGAAUCGCAAGCUAUAUGAAUGGCACUCGCGGUCAUUUUUUCCUUAGCAUUUGAUGAUAUUAUAAUUAUUAUUAUUAUGGUGACGAUGAUGGAGAUCCUAGUUCUAUGAACAUAUGGGUUGCUCAACUAGCACGGAGUUCGUUAUUAGCACCUUUCUUACUCUUGACUGUCUGUCUCUUUUGCACUCAUUUUAUACUCAUUUUCCACUAUAUUUGUCAAAAUAAAACAUUACAUAUUCCAA
This is a messenger RNA of Tigriopus californicus, 2602 nucleotides long. RefSeq lists its product as uncharacterized. Gene Ontology annotation, molecular function: guanyl-nucleotide exchange factor activity. Gene Ontology annotation, biological process: regulation of ARF protein signal transduction. The transcript has 9 exons. The coding region runs from base 44 to 2380 and encodes 778 amino acids. The record is from RefSeq and is a predicted model, not a curated record. NCBI's taxonomy places the organism in Eukaryota, Metazoa, Arthropoda, Copepoda, Harpacticoida, Harpacticidae.